This is a messenger RNA of Diachasma alloeum, 3663 nucleotides long. It is a transcript of the gene gish, whose product is annotated as casein kinase I. The record is from RefSeq and is a predicted model, not a curated record. The transcript is spliced from 11 exons. Bases 1372 to 2847 code for a protein of 491 amino acids. Gene Ontology annotation, biological process: signal transduction; peptidyl-serine phosphorylation; endocytosis. Gene Ontology annotation, molecular function: ATP binding; protein serine/threonine kinase activity. Gene Ontology annotation, cellular component: plasma membrane; nucleus; cytoplasm. Lineage: Eukaryota; Metazoa; Arthropoda; Insecta; Hymenoptera; Braconidae.
CCAAGUUGGUGUAGCCCGUGGGUGAAGCCAAAGUGUUUCUUGUGGUUGUGGGCCACGGGGUGGUGCCCAAAAAGACUCCAGUGAAUUAGUGCCACAAUGCCGUAAAUUCUAUAAACCGAGCCCAACAAAUUGUGAAAAUUAAUAGUCAAACAGAUCAACAUUAAAUCAUUUUCGGUGGAUUAAUGAGGUAGUGCAGCACAAAAACAUCUCUAUCUUUUUGGCCCCCCCUCCUCCCGCCCCUGCCCCGUCAGUUGUCGUUCAAGUUGGCUACCGUUUGGUGUCGCAAGGAUAACCGAGGGAAGGUGGACGAGAAGUUUUUUUUCCUCCCAAACAGGCAAUGUGAAAAUAAUACAAUUGUUUCCAUCACUUUAUUAAUCCCCCGGAGUUCAAUGCACCGUGGAAACGAGUUUUAUCCCGUUGAUUCCUGCAUCGUCGGAUAAAUCUUCAGGCGUUUUGAGCUUUUUUUUUAUUAUCUGGAGGUAUUGUCGACGUCUGUACGCAGUUGCAGCGGGGAAAUAAGUGGUAAAAGUGGUGGAGUUGAGGUGCAAAAGGAGAUACUGUUGUGGGAGAUACGUUGAGUCGAGGGAUUGUGAGAGAAUAAAAGUGAUUUACAGCAACUGGCGAUGAUCCAUAAUGGUUGUAUGGGGGUACACCCUGCCCGAAGACGGGUCCACAGUUGGGGAUGCCCUGGACAGUGACUGAGGUUCGUGUUUGCUCCCUCAUUGAGCUUCUCGACCGGCCGGGUUUUCCGUAAAAACCGGUUGUACAUUUUUUAAAAUUUUGUAUCAAUUUUUUUGUUCGGUUUGUCAAUCUCCAGUCUCAUUUCCCGUCCUUUUUUUAAUGCUCUCCAUUCUCAAUAAUUCAUUCCUGUUCUCCCUGGGGCAACUGUUAUGAGGGCGAGCGCCCCAUUCUGACACACAGCUUGAGUUGGUAACCAUUGACAAUUCCCUCAGUUUCUCUCAUUAUUGGAAUAAAACGUGGAAUUGCUGGAGUUGUGGAGGUGAAAUGUUUAUUUCGUUUUAUUUUUCGUGCCUUGUGAAUGUGGGGGUAUGAGCUAGUGGUACUAGGGGGAUUUGUCAAACUUGUGCCUAUUUGUUUGCGGUAAAUCGUGGAGUGGUCAAGAGACAGGGGAGUUUGGCAACAGGGCAGACAGGUGAUUGCUCCAGUGAGUUUUCACCCUUUGACCCUGACACAACAAUUGCAACAACAUGGGAAUCACAUACCCAACGAACAGCAGCUACUGCCAGUACUGACAAACUGUGAAAUUAGGAAAAUAGGGAGGGCAUAGUAGGGUGGUAGUUGAGUUGUGUUGGUUCUGGUUCUUCGCUAACAAGGUGGGACCAGACUAGUGCAUAACUUUCACCAGUAAAGAUGCAGAAACGCGACGGUAGAGAGACAAGAGGUGACAAGGAUAUGACCAGGGGUGGUGAGAGAGAGCGUGAACAGGAAGCUGCCAAAAGAGCAUCGAGAGGAAGUGGUAAUGCAACUAGAUCCAAUAUGCAUACGUCCAGGCAUAGUGUCACCUCGACGUCGGGGAUUCUCAUGGUUGGACCCAACUUCCGAGUUGGAAAGAAAAUUGGCUGUGGUAACUUCGGGGAACUUCGACUCGGGAAGAAUCUCUACAAUAAUGAGCACGUGGCAAUUAAAAUGGAACCAAUGAAGUCAAAGGCGCCACAGCUCCACUUAGAGUAUAGGUUUUAUAAAUUAUUAGGUACACAUGUCCAUAACACGCAUAUAGAAGGCGUACCGGAGGUGUACUACUUUGGCCCAUGCGGAAAGUAUAAUGCCCUGGUAAUGGAGCUCCUUGGACCGAGUCUUGAAGAUCUAUUUGACCUCUGCGGGAGAAAAUUCACGCUUAAAACUGUUCUCAACAUAGCCACCCAACUCCUCCAUAGGAUAGAAUAUGUACACAGUCGACAUCUGAUUUAUCGUGAUGUCAAGCCAGAGAAUUUCCUCAUUGGACGUAAUACGACUAAGAGAGAGAAGAUCAUUCAUAUCAUCGAUUUCGGAUUGGCCAAAGAAUACAUAGACUUGGAAACUAAUAAACAUAUACCGUACCGGGAACACAAGAGUCUCACUGGAACGGCACGUUAUAUGAGUAUUAAUACUCAUCUGGGGAAAGAGCAAAGCAGGAGAGACGAUCUUGAGGCACUUGGACACAUGUUCAUGUACUUUCUACGAGGUAGCUUACCCUGGCAGGGUCUCAAAGCAGAUACGCUUAAAGAACGUUACCAAAAGAUUGGGGAUACAAAGCGUGCAACACCAAUCGAGGUACUCUGCGACGGUCAUCCCGAGGAGAUGGCCACUUACUUACGUUACGUCAGAAGAUUGGAUUUCUUUGAGACACCCGACUACGAGUACCUGAGAAAACUCUUCCAGGAUCUUUACGAGAGAAGGGGUUUCGUCAAUGACGGCGAGUUCGAUUGGACGGGGAAAACAAUGUCCACUCCCGUUGGAUCUAUGCAGACAGGACACGAGAUCGUCAUGUCGCCGAAUCGAGAUCGGCAUCCUGGCACAUAUAAGGAAGUGGCAGGUGGAGGGGUGGGAGGCGGGGGCGGUAAGGGGGUGGGAGCCAGUUGGCCAGAGACGGUGAAGCAAUCGGGUGCUGGUGGUACUUUGACGCCUGCCGACAGACAUGGCUCCGUACAGUCUCGGCAUCAUCGGAUUAUGGUGGUGUCCUCGACGAACGGAGAAUUGGCAAACGAUGAUCCAACCGCUGGCCACUCAAACACACCGAUAACCGCUCCUCAAGAAGUCGAGAUGAUCGAUGAAACCAAUGUUUGCUUCAUUUCCAGAUGCUGCUGCUUUUUUAAACGAAAGAAGAAAAAAAGUGGAAGACAGAAAUGACUGUCCUUUACUGUUGGUCUUGGCGAUACGGUGCAGUGUCCGGGUAAUAGUGCUGGUGGUAAUGGAGCUAGAAAUGUUGGAGUUGUUAGGCAUGGUAAACGGGACAAUGGAGAUGUCGAGGGGACUGGUGAUCGAGAAAGAGAGGUGAUUAAAUUACUCGGUGACUUCAGCCGAUCAGCGUCCAGGGAUUCGGUACUUCAGACAACUGUUACAGCAACACCAACAACAACAUCACCACCGUUGUCCAAUUGAUGUAACUGAAGUGUUUUGUUUUUAAAAUCACCAUCAACAACUGGAAAAAAAGGAAGGAAAAAAAAUAAGCAUAACGAGUAACUGCAGCACCAACCACACCCAUUAAUACUACCACUACAGCUGUUAUAUUACUGGUAUCAUUAUUGAUUAUCAUUAUUAUUAGGUCAUUAUCAUCGGAGUCUGUCAAUGUCGUGUGCACGCAUCGUGCUACGGCAUUACACUGACCGAGAGAGUGAAAGAGUGAACUAUAUUUUAUGAUGAAGAGAGUUAAUAGGCAGUAGAGCGCCGAAAUUACGUAAAUAAUUUACUGGACAAAAUUGGAGUUGUUUCGAAAUCUCGAACUUUCGCAUUUUUCAGUUUGUUUUCUCGUUUAUUUAUUUUCUUAAUGUGGACAAUAAAAGGUCAUAGCUAUGCGACUUUUUCUUUCGGUUUGGGGAGUUUAUUUCAGUGGCAAAACAGUCAAGUUAUCCAAGUCAACGCAGCUGUUGACUGAGUUUUCAAGGAAUAUCUCGGAAUCUAAGGGGAAUAGCGAAAUUUUCGUUAAGACCUUUUUUUUAGAGCGAA